Molecule: messenger RNA, 2305 nt
Organism: Chironomus riparius
Lineage: Eukaryota; Metazoa; Arthropoda; Insecta; Diptera; Chironomidae
Source: the annotation of a GenBank genome assembly
AUUAUUUUGUGUGUUAUUCAGUCUAUUAGACAAUCAUUCCAGUAGUUAUAGUGAUCUGUUGACAAUAAAAAUAGUAUUUAGUUGUCAAGACAACGAUAAAAAAAAUAGGAAAGUAAAAAGGAGAAAUUUUAAUUUGAAAAUAAAAAAAAUGUUUUCAAAAAAGAAAAAAAAACCCCAAAUCUCGAAUCCAUCGAAUUUUGAGCACCGUGUACAUACUGGAUAUGACAAGAAGGAAGGAAAAUAUAUUGGAUUACCAUUGCAGUGGGCUUCAAUAGUGGGAAAUAAUCAAGUUCUAAAAUCUUCCAAUCGACCUCUCCCAUUAGUUGAUCCCUCUGCUAUUACGCCUAUCGAAAUAUUAGAUUUAAAAACUAUCGUUAGACCACAAAGUAGCUUAGCAACAUCCAUUGGAGAUAAUUCAAAUACAUCGUCUCUUGGUCAUGAACUCCAUAAUCCACAAACAUACAAUGGCUUUAAUCUUCCCAAAAUAUCUCACGUAGCACGAUCGAAUUCUUUAAGAUGCUCAAGUCCACCUCGAAACCAUCGUGAACCUCAUAUUCCUAACUCCGUUCAAGAGGAAACUCCACAACAAACAAAUCAACCUGUACAUCCAUUAAAUCCUGGCCAAGCACAAUCACAUCAUCAGCAGCAAUAUCCACUUGCAUUAAUUCAUCAAGUAGAUACAAACGUAAGGAAAAUGCAGCCACAACCUCAUCAAUUACCACAAUUACCCAUCAAUGUCCCAUUCCAUUCAAUGAUGGCGAAUAAUAAUAAUAACUCACUUCAAUUUAACGGAAAAGCUGGUCAGCCACAACCAAGUGUUUAUGGAAAUCUUCAUCAAAAUGCUCCUAUAAAUACACAACAAUCUCAAUCGAAUAUUCAAGGUCCACUUCAAUUACAGCAGCAUCAUUUUCAACAAAAGCAAUAUGAACAACAGCAGCAGCAAUUACAAAAUAAUAAUAAUAAUAAUACUAGUGCUCCAUUAAGGCUCAAUCAGGAUAUAGCGAAUAAUAACAAUAAUAAUCCAUCAAGAGGAUCAGUAACAAGUAGUGCAAACUCGACGGGAGGAGGAAGUGGAGGGCUCCAAUUGCCUUUAAAUCAACCACAAAGUCAUCCAGGCAGCAUGAAUGGAACCAAUGGAAAACAAGAACAGCGUUUAACUCAUGAACAAUUUCGAGCAGCACUACAAAUGGUGGUAUCUUCAGGCGAUCCUAGAGAAAAUCUGGAAAACUUUAUAAAAAUUGGUGAAGGUUCAACUGGUACAGUUUGGAUUGCAUUGGAAAAGAAUACAAAGCGUAAAGUUGCCGUUAAGAAAAUGGAUUUAAGAAAACAACAAAGACGUGAGCUGCUUUUUAAUGAAGUUGUCAUUUUACGCGAUUAUCAUCAUCCUAAUAUAGUUGAGACAUACAACAGUUUCUUAGUGAAUGAUGAAUUAUGGGUUGUUAUGGAAUAUUUAGAAGGAGGCGCAUUAACUGACAUUGUCACACACGAUAGAAUGGAUGAAGAGCAAAUUGCCACUGUGUGCAAGCAAGUUCUUAAAGCUCUGGCUUAUUUGCACUCUCAAGGAGUAAUUCAUCGUGACAUAAAAUCUGAUUCUAUAUUAUUGGCAUCCGAUGGACGAGUCAAGCUUUCCGAUUUCGGAUUCUGUGCUCAAGUAUCCCAAGAAUUACCAAAAAGAAAGUCAUUGGUUGGAACUCCUUAUUGGAUGAGUCCUGAAGUCAUCUCAAGAUUGUUGUAUGGACCAGAGGUUGAUAUUUGGUCACUAGGAAUCAUGGUGAUCGAGAUGAUUGAUGCGGAACCUCCAUUCUUCAAUGAGCCACCAUUACAAGCAAUGCGCAGAAUUCGAGAUAUGCCACCACCAACACCGAAAAAUAUUCACAAAGUAUCACCUCGUUUAAGACGAUUCCUUGAUAAAAUGUUGGUGAGAGAUCCAUCGCAACGAGCGAGUGCGGCUGAAUUGUUAUCUGAUCCAUUUUUGUUAGUUGCUGGACCUCCUAGUAUUUUAGUGCCUAUCAUGACUUCGUCUAAACAAUUUUAAUCAACAUACAAUUUUAAUGUUAAAGAGUUUAGUUUUAUGAACCGUGUAUCAUUAUGAUUACUAAUUGAUACAAUCAAGAGAAUACAUUUAUAAGAAAUCAACCUGCUUAUCAGUACUUAUCUUAACCAAGACAAAAAAUGUUUAAAAGUAUUAAUCUUUCCUGGAAUCUUUAAUUAAUCGAAUGCAUUUCCUUGUUAGUAAACAGUUUUUAAUUAUUUUAUUUAUAAUUGUUGUAAGUUACAUGCAGCAUAAAAACACAAUGAGUAUUUG